CUUUCUGUUGACUUCAGUGGGUAAUUUUUCCAGUGACUACAGAUAUUUUUAUUUGGUUAAAUACUCGACGGUUAACUUUAUUCAAGUAGCCUACUGAAACGUGGCACUCAAUUAUUUCAGAUACUCGUGUUGAUACAGUGUAAAGGUGAAGUCAUGUCAGGAUUACUGACCGCCAUAAAGAGAAUCGACGAAGAAGCAGAAGUGGUGCUGAAAAACGCAGAUUUUUCCACCGACUCGGACAUCAAGACUCUGACUCGACAAGACCUGCAUGAGCUGUUUCCUGGACCGGAUAAACUCAAACUUAGAAAGAAGCUCUUUGAUAAAAUACACAAAGAGCCACAUCAUGCCCUCAGAAGAGAAAAGGAGGAAUUCCUUCCAAAAUCCUUGAGGGCUGCCCUAAAAAACAUUGCAGUGUUGGAAGAUUACCUCAAAAUCUUGAAGGAACUUAAGACCAAGACAAAUAAUGUACAAGAUUAUCUUGAUACUCAAAUCAAGCUUAUGGAAGAGCUCAGAGAAGACACACCUCAAUGGGACUCUGGUAAAGGUACUGAAGCCGGAGCAAGCAAUGUCUCCUACAAAGACCAAAAUGGAGCGUAUGCGGCUGGUCCAGUGGUGCCAGCUUAUGGGUCAACCAGUUACGAGUCAGAGGGACAGAAAGAAGAAUACUACUGGGUUGAUAAAGAGGAGGCCCAGGAUUGUACUGGGAAGUACAAGAUGGUUGUCAGUGGCAAAACCUUUGGUGCGCAUCAACAGUUCUUGGACAAAGUGAAGGCUGGGGUUGAGCUCACUGAAAGCAGUGACGAUCAUGAGAUCACUAUUCUAUUCUGCGUUAUCAGUUCCCGUGUGGGCUCUGAUGUGGAGGCCGCCAUGCCUCAAGUGAAAGGUGAAAAAAAAGUAAUUCUGGUGUUGAUGCAUCACUCACGUGAGCCAACGGUCAUGACUUGGGCUCGUGGUGAUAAAUAUGAUAACAUCAGGUUGCAUGUCAACGUUUUCUUCCACGAGACAGUGCAGGGAUUAGUAGAGUGUCGAGAAAAUGAUGACGCUGUCUCUGGGAUUCAACAGAAGUUACUGGAGUUCUGGCCCAGAAGAAUGAAAUAUCCCAGCACACAAAGUAACCAGGGUGGGGAUGCUGAAGGGGGAAAGGGUGGUGGGAAGUCUGGGAGAGAUGGCAAGGGCAAGAACAAGGACUAUGACAAAAAGAGUAGCAGUUGGCUCCAAAAUCCUUUUAGUUUCAGUCACAGUAAGUAAUGGAUCGCAUGCUCAGCAACAUAAAAGCAACAUGGAUUGAUUUAGACUAAAUACUUAAGGAUAAUUUCUUUAACUGAUUGGUUAGAUUAGAUCAGUGUUCAAUGAUGUCAAGUUUAAUGUUAAUUAUGUGCAGAAACCGCUAAUUAAGAAAGUUGUCAUAUUUUCUGGUAUUUACUUUUUCUUCAUUAUUUGGUGCAGCCAGUCAACAACUAUUUAAAAACUGAUUGGAAAGUUCUUGUAAGUUUGUUGAAAAAUGUAAUUACAGCAUGUGGAGUGGGUUGACUUUCAUAUCUGUCAAUCAGUCUUGAAUGAAAAGUAUAUUAUUCUCCAGUUUCUACCAACACAUCUAGUCUAUAUAAUGUUGAGUCAAUGGAUGACAAAUGCUGGGCAAUAGAUUUGUGCUUGACAAUAAGUAAAGCCAACAGUACAGCUUUCACUGUAACUCUUGAAGGUUCUUUUUUGUUGUUGUCCAUAUCUUGUGUAUUGUGUAAGUUAAGACUUUAGUGUACAGUAGAUUAUAAAGAGCGGGAAAGCCACAAAGCUCGAUAGCUGCCAAAAUUAUUAAGUUUGCUUACUUUUUUUUGCGUUAAAAUAAACAAUUAAUGCAAAUAAAGAUCUGAAAAGUUAAUGAUUGCUUAAAGCAUAAAUGUAUUUUGUCUUUCCUCACCUUACUCAAUCAUGUCACAGAAAUGUAAUUGUGAUGAUUGAUUUCCUUUCAAUAAACUCAGUUUGUGUGAAA
This is a messenger RNA of Labrus mixtus (cuckoo wrasse), 1987 nucleotides long. RefSeq lists its product as uncharacterized. Lineage: Eukaryota; Metazoa; Chordata; Actinopteri; Labriformes; Labridae. The transcript is spliced from 10 exons. Bases 154 to 1248 code for a protein of 364 amino acids. The record is from RefSeq and is a predicted model, not a curated record.